CGCCACGCAUGUCCAUGGCCUGCGUGGAGGGCCCCCCUGAGGUCGUGCUCACGGAGGGCAACGAGGACGUCCAGUAUGUCCUCCUGGACCUUCCGCGGGAGGUGGCUGUAUGGCUCCGGCCAGGCGAAAAGCUGGUCAUCCAGGCUUUAGAUAGCGACAAGCCGAUCAUCAAGUUGGAAAAUGGUAUCGUGCUGCAAGGCACUUACGAGGACCAUCUUGGGGACAUCCUGCUUCUUGAUAAGGAGCCGCUGAGCGCUCCGGGCGCAUCUGGCGCAACCACAGCCAACGCUGUGAACGGCGGGGGCGCAGAAGAGGCAGCACAGCAGCGGCAGAACCAGCAGCAGCAAACCCCAGAGCAAGGGCAGCGGCCGCAACCGCAACGCGCUCGGCAGCAGGAGCAGCAAGCACAGAGCCCACAGCAGCAGCCAUGCACGGUACGACUCCGUGGCCAAACCGACAAGGUGCUCACCUUCAAACCCGUCAUCUCAUCAGCAUGACACAUCCUUGCCAAUGCUAACAUGUCCAUAAAGAGCAAGCAUUAGCGUUUGGAUACAAUAAGAAUUGGGCAGAGGUGAGGUGGCAGAGCGAUCCUUUAGGUCUUGCGACGCACUGCCUUGCAAGGGUUGCGAUAGGAUGGAUGUAGAGGAUGUACGAUAUUGUACGUCAAGGUAGCUUUUUCAUUCUUUCCGUACGUGGGAGGCUUCCUCACACAUGGGAGUUUUAGUUGGAGGGUUGAGCUUAAGACCAGGCGAUUUUGUCCUACUUUAUUGUGAGCAGCCUGAGGUUGGGGUUCGGCUCGGCUUGAACUGCGUGUCCGUGUGGGGGCUACUUCCUAGCUCUAGGCAUGACGUGAAAUACCAACAAACCUGACAACACUGCGUGGAGUAUUACAUUGCAAAGUGGCGGAGUCAACUCGCAACUCUGCGCAUGUCUAUCGGUGACCGGUGUGUUUUACACCGCCGGUACCAACAUUGUAAUGUCGUCGUACAGCCUUCACUGGAUCUCUUUCACCCCGCAACUCCGACCAACGCUACGA
Molecule: messenger RNA, 1036 nt
Organism: Astrephomene gubernaculifera
Lineage: Eukaryota; Viridiplantae; Chlorophyta; Chlorophyceae; Chlamydomonadales; Astrephomenaceae
Source: the annotation of a GenBank genome assembly